Molecule: messenger RNA, 467 nt
Organism: Meloidogyne enterolobii
Lineage: Eukaryota; Metazoa; Nematoda; Chromadorea; Rhabditida; Meloidogynidae
Source: the annotation of a GenBank genome assembly
UUUCAUCAUUUUUUCAUAAUUUUAGAUUUUUUAUUUCAUUAUUUUUAAAUAUAUUUUUCAAAAUGAUUGAAAAUAAAGGAGCUUCUGAAACUGAUGUAGUUGACACUUCUGUUGUUCAAAAUGAUGUCAACCAAGUAAAUGAGGAUUCAGCUUUGGUCAAAACUGAUUUUAAAGAAAGUGAUAGCAAUGAAGGGACUCCUGUACGUACAGAAGAUGAUGGGAAACCGAGAUUCUUCUCAUUAGCACAGAUCACCGUAAAAGUUAAUGAUUUUGCAUCCGCAGCGAUUGCUUCUGUAAAAGAGAAAUUUCUAGGCGAGGAUUACUGGAUUCCUAGGUUAUUUUUGAUUAUUAAAUUCUAUUUGAAAUACAUGUGCCUUGUUCGGGCUCUUAUCCCAAGUCUUGUUGAUUUAUUUUUCGAGUCGAAAAUCCAAUUGGCCGUGACUAUUACCUUCAACGAUCAUUUUUGA